CUCCACGUACGUGCAUUCGCACUUCUUAAGCAAACGCCGUUCAGUACGAGUAAGACUCGUACAGUGCGGUACUCUGUAGGUUUCGAGUUCCACAUGAGGAAUUGAAAUUUGAAAUUUCCAGUUUGUGGCUCGUACGUAACAAUCGACAGCGAUCAUCAUCCAGGUUCGGUAUCUUCUUCAGGCGUAUUCGUAUCGGUACAGUGCUUCAUUGAAUACUGAUAACAACUAUCUACUGGUAGCAAUACAUUUUACUUGAAUAGACCAGAAAGAACGAUGCAGAUAUAUCUUUUCUUAAUUGCUUGCUACCUGGGGUUUGUUGCGUCGUUUCGAACUAGCAGCGCUCCUUUGCGCAGUUCUUUCUCGCGCCUUUACGCCAACACAGGCCAGUCCUAUCAGGCAUCUCUCCCGUCGCCUUUGAUUGACGCUCAAGGGAACGUAAUCGAAUCGGCUGAAGCUAUUGCCGGUCUGGUAGAAGGUCAACGGGUAGCCCUCUACUUUGGUGCCAGCUGGUGCAAGGAUUGUACAAACCUGGAAUUUAUGCUUGCGCAAUACCGAAGUGCACUCGCCGAUUCUAACCAGGUACGCUGUCCGUGAUGUUUGGUUUUGAAUCUUUUGUCUCCCAUGCCCAACAAACAACUGAAAUCUGAUUCCGUUGCGUUCAAUCUCUUCAGCCCAUUCAAUUAAUCUAUGUUCCUUGUGACCAAAGCCAAGAGGACCAACUAAGUCAGAUGCAGAAGCUCGGAUUGGAAGUUGGGGUGCCCCUGGGCGAAACAGCUGAUGCCUUGAAACAGCAGUAUGGAGUUUGGCCGGAUGUGGACAUUGAACGCUUCGGCGGUAUUUCAAGAGAAAUCGCUAUCGAAGGCACAGAGACUAUCGUGGCCGUGAAAGGCAGCGAGGGGGAGGAAGUUGCCACGGAAAGAGUAGAAAUCAUGGGGAAAGUGGAAGACACCAGGGACGAAUAUGGUCGUCGAUCGGGCAUUCCUUCCUUCGUCGUUCUGGAUAAUACCGGAGCAGAAUUUUGUUUUCUUAAUGCGGAGCGAGAUAGCAUCAGCGUCUUGGCGGAUUGGCCGCUCGAUGACCCUCAAAAUAUUUGGUAGACCGGAAGAAUCAACUUGAAGAACGUUUAUGUAUCUUUUUACCGGGCGAGCGAAAGCAUCUCUAAACCUCUACAUCGGGUGACGCUACUAGUACAUUGUCAUAAACUCUGCAUUUAUAUGUACAAGCUACGACAUGCAUGAAUUUCGAUUAAAAGUAAUUUCUUCUG
This is a messenger RNA of Pseudo-nitzschia multistriata, 1264 nucleotides long. Lineage: Eukaryota; Bacillariophyta; Bacillariophyceae; Bacillariales; Bacillariaceae. The record is from the annotation of a GenBank genome assembly.